This is a messenger RNA of Paramecium sonneborni, 720 nucleotides long. The record is from the annotation of a GenBank genome assembly. Lineage: Eukaryota; Ciliophora; Oligohymenophorea; Peniculida; Parameciidae.
AUGUUCGUUAAUAAUUCUUGUCUGCCAAAUAGUAUGAAUUGUAUAAUAGCACCAUUAAAUGGAGUUGGAGGUGUGUAUUUAGGAAAUCUGGAUGCUGCUUAGAAUUCAGAGCUGUUAUCAAAAUAUUAAAUAGGAGCUGUACUUUCUGUAAUAGAUUAAUCAAUUCAAAUCAGAGGAGCAUAAAAAUUGGUAAAUAUUAUUAAAUAUUUUAUUUAGUGGAUAAUGGCUGAUGAUUGUGAAGAUUUCCCCUUGUAUAAAUACUUUGAUUAAGCUAUCAAAUUCAUAGAUAGUUAUUCUCUAAAAACUAAUAUAUUGAUUCAUUGUUAUGCUGGAAUAUCAAGAUCUGCUGCAAUUUGUGCUGCAUAUAUGAUGCAGAAGUAUAAAUGGAAUUUAAAUUAAACUCUUCGACAUAUCUAAUAAAGAAGAAGAUUUAUAAAUCCAAAUCCAGGUUUUAUAAAACAGCUUUAAGAUUAUGAAUAAAAAAUGAAACCAAAAUAACUAAAAAAGAAUGGUUCAGUUAUUAUGGAGGUUACUGAGAAAUCUAGACAUAGCUCUGUUGGAUAUGAUGGAAAUGGUAUGAAUAUAAAUGUAUCACAAUCAAUCAAUAAAUAAAUUCUGAAUUAGACUAUGUAACAAAAUCAAAGAGAUAGACUAAGUGACUUUAAUGUCAAAUUAAACUCAUAUAUGCAUCAAUGGAAAAUCAGAGAGAGAGCUCAUUGA